Molecule: messenger RNA, 5158 nt
Organism: Terrapene triunguis (Three-toed box turtle)
Lineage: Eukaryota; Metazoa; Chordata; Testudines; Emydidae
Gene: ARHGAP35
Product: Rho GTPase activating protein 35
Exons: 6
Coding region: 192-4715 (1507 amino acids)
Biological process (GO): signal transduction
Molecular function (GO): GTPase activity; GTP binding
Source: RefSeq, a predicted model, not a curated record
UAUCCAAUGAUGAGACUCAGUGAGAACUGAGCUGCUGCUGGUGCAUACGGUAUGGGAACAGCAAACUUCAUUGCCCUGGCAGUCCGCCUGGAUUGAUAACUGUCACCCCUCCUCCAGCAAGCUUUGAAAUUGCACGGAGUACUGGAAACACUAAUCCUCUCGGAAGCAGUUGACUGUGGCAGGAUGUGUGGAUGAUGAUGAUGGCAAGAAAGCAAGAUGCUCGCACUCCCACCUACAACAUUAAUGUGGUGGGAUUGUCCGGGACGGAGAAGGAGAAGGGGCAAUGUGGCAUUGGGAAGUCUUGCCUCUGCAAUCGGUUUGUGCGGCCUAGUGCAGAUGACUUUCAUUUGGACCACACUUCAGUUCUCAGCACCAGUGACUUUGGAGGAAGGGUCGUCAAUAAUGAUCACUUUCUGUACUGGGGGGAAGUUGGGCGUCCCCUGGAGGAUUGCGUGGACUGUAAAAUGCAUAUUGUGGAACAGACUGAAUUUAUUGACGACCAGACUUUUCAGCCACAUCGUAGCACGGCCCUGCAGCCCUAUAUCAAAAGGGCAGCUGCAACCAAACUUGCAUCAGCUGAAAAGCUCAUGUACUUUUGCACUGAUCAGCUAGGGCUGGAACAGGACUUUGAACAAAAACAAAUGCCAGAUGGAAAGCUACUGAUUGAUGGCUUUCUUCUCUGCAUCGAUGUUAGUAGAGGUAUGAACAGGAACUUUGAUGAUCAACUUAAGUUUAUUUCAAAUCUUUACAAUCAACUAGCAAAAACAAAAAAGCCCAUUGUGGUGGUCCUGACGAAGUGUGAUGAAGGAGUGGAGCGGUACAUUAGAGAUGCACAUACUUUUGCCUUAAGCAAAAAGAAUCUCCAGGUUGUGGAGACAUCUGCUAGAUCCAAUGUGAACGUUGACCUGGCUUUCAGCACUUUAGUGCAGCUAAUUGAUAAAAGUAGGGGGAAGACUAAAAUUAUCCCCUACUUUGAAGCUUUGAAACAGCAGAGCCAACAGAUAGCUGCUUCAAAAGAUAAGUAUGAAUGGCUGGUUAGCCGCAUUGUCAAAAACCACAAUGAAACAUGGUCGAAUGUCAGCCGAAAGAUGCAGUCCUCUCCAGAAUAUCGGGACUACGUGUAUUUGGAAGGAACACAGAAAGCCAAGAAGCUGUUCCUACAACAUGUCCAUCGCCUCAAGCAAGAGCAUAUAGAGCGCAGAAGAAAGAUGUAUCUUGCUGCUCUUCCUCUAGCAUUUGAUGCUCUUAUUCCUAAUCUGGAUGAAAUAGAUCACCUGAGCUGCAUAAAAGUAGAGAAGUUAUUGGAGACUAAGCCAGAUUUCUCAAAAUGGUUUGUUGUUCUUGAUGAGACCCCUUGGGAUGCUACUAGCCAUAUAGACAACAUGGAAAACGAAUGCAUUCCUUUUGACCUGAUGGAGACUCUGCCUGCAGAGCAACUUUAUGAAGCUCACUUAGAAAAGCUGAGAAAUGAGAGGAAAAGAGCAGAAAUGAGAAGGGCUUUCAAAGAAAAUCUGGAGACUUCCCCUUUCAUAACACCUGGAAAACCAUGGGAAGAGGCUCGUAGUUUUAUUAUGAAUGAGGAAUUUUACAUGUGGCUGGAGGAAUCUGUCUAUAUGGACAUCUACUGCAAACACCAAAAACAAAUGAUAGAAAAGGCAAAGGAGGAGUUUCAGGAACUGCUUCUGGAGUAUUCAGAAUUGUUUUAUGAGCUGGAGCUUGAUGCUAAACCUAGCAAAGAGAAAAUGGGUGUCAUUCAGGAGGUUUUAGGUGAAGAGCAAAGAUUUAAAUCUUUACAAAAGCUGCAAGCUGAGCGAGACGCCCUUAUUUUGAAGCACAUUCAUUUUGUGUAUCACCCAACUAAGGAAACUUGUCCUAGCUGCCCAGUUUGUAUCGACUCUAAAAUCGAGCACUUGAUCAGUUCCAGGUUUAUAAGACAAUCUGAGCGCAAUCAGAAAAACUUGCUUUCUGAUUCCAACAUAGAUAGGAUCAAUCUAGUUAUUCUUGGCAAAGAUGGCCUUGCACGUGAACUAGCAAAUGAGAUUCGAGCUCUGUGUACAAAUGACGACAAGUAUGUGAUAGAUGGUAAAAUGUAUGAACUUUCCUUGAGACCAAUUGAGGGUAAUGUCCGACUUCCUGUUAAUUCUUUUCAGACACCAACAUUUCAGCCACACGGUUGUCUCUGCCUUUAUAAUUCGAAGGAAUCUCUAUCUUACGUUGUGGAAAGUAUUGAAAAGAGUAGAGAGUCCACCCUUGGCAGAAGGGACAAUCACUUGGUUCAUCUUCCUCUGACACUAAUACUGGUUAACAAGAGAGGGGACACCAGUGGAGAAACACUGCAUAGCUUAAUACAGCAAGGUCAACAGAUUGCCAGUAAACUACAGUGUGUCUUUCUUGACCCCGCUUCUGCUGGCAUUGGAUAUGGACGUAACAUUAAUGAAAAGCAAAUCAGUCAAGUUUUGAAAGGAUUACUGGACUCGAAGCGUAACUUAAAUCUUGUAAGUUCUACAUCUAGCAUCAAAGAUUUAGCAGAUGUUGACCUUCGAAUUGUUAUGUGUUUGUUGUGUGGAGAUCCUUUUAAUGCAGAUGACAUCCUUCUACCUAUCCUUCAGUCCCAAACCUGCAGACCUUCCCAGUGUGGCAGUAGUAACUCAGUUCUACUUGAACUACCAAUAGGACCACACAAAAGACGGAUAGAACUGUCCAUCCUUUCAUACCAUUCCUCAUUCAGCAUUAGGAAAAGCCGGUUAGUCCAUGGGUACAUUGUGUUUUUUUCAGCAAAACGUAAGGCGUCCUUGGCUAUGUUACGUGCCUUUCUUUGUGAAGUGCAGGAUAUUAUCCCUAUUCAAAUUGUGGCACUCACAGAUGGCUCAAUAGACAUUUUAGACAAUGACUUAAGUCGAGAACAGAUGACUGAGGGACAGGAGAUUGCCCAAGAAAUUGAUGGAAAGUUUACGACAAUACCCUGUAGCCCGCCUCAACAUAAACUUGAGAUCUUUCACUCAUUCUUUAAAGAUGUGGUGGAGAAAAAAAAUAUAAUUGAAGCCACUCAUAUGUAUGAUAAUGCUGCUGAAGCAUGCAGCACGACAGAAGAAGUGUUUAAUUCACCUCGGGCUGGCUCACCUCAUUGUAAUUCAAACCUUCAGGAUUCAGAAGAAGACACUGAGCCACCAUCUUACAGCCCAUUUAGAGAGGACACAUCCAUGCCCACUUUGCCCAAAGAUCAUUCUAAACUGUCAAUGGAACUGCUGGAGGGGAAUGAUGGUCUGUCUGUCUUUUCUGUUAUGAGCACUUUCGAAAGCAAGCUGAACAACAAAGUACCUCCUCCAGUGAAACCAAAGCCCCCUGUACACUUUGACAUUACAAAGGGGGAUCUGUCUUAUUUGGAACAAGGGCAUAGAGAUGGACAGAGGAAGUCUGUGUCGUCUAGUAGUUGGCUGCCUACAGAUGGUUUUGACCCUUCUGAUUAUGCAGAACCUAUGGAUGCUGUGGUCAAACCAAGGAAUGAGGAAGAAAAUAUAUACUCUGUGCCUCAUGACAGCACCCAAGGCAAAAUCAUCACCAUUCGUAAUAUUAACAAAACUCAAUCUAAUGGCAGUGGUAAUGGUUCAGACAGUGAAAUGGACACAAGCUCUCUGGAACGUGGUCGAAAGGUGUCUAUUGUUAGUAAACCUGUGUUGUAUCGGACAAGAUGUGCGAGACUUGGGAGAUUUGCCAGUUACAGAACCAGUUUCAGUGUAGGAAGCGAUGAUGAGUUAGGGCCCAUUAGGAAGAAAGAAGAAGACCAGACAUCCCAAGGAUAUAAGGGGGAUAAUGCUGUUAUUCCGUAUGAAAGUGCAGAUGGAGAAGAUCCAAGGAGAAGGAACAUUUUACGAAGCUUGAGAAGGACAACAAAGAAACCAAAGCCAAAGCCUCGGGCAUCCAUCACAAAGACUCCGUGGGAAAGUAAUUAUUUUGGGGUGCCUUUGUCCACUGUAGUGACUCCAGAAAAGCCUAUUCCCAUCUUUAUCGAGCGAUGUAUUGAGUACAUUGAAGCAACAGGGUUGAAUACUGAAGGAAUCUAUCGUGUGAGUGGAAACAAGUCUGAAAUGGAGAGUCUGCAGAGACAGUUUGAUCAAGAUCACAAUCUAGACCUGGCAGAGAAGGACUUUACAGUGAAUACUGUGGCUGGUGCCAUGAAAAGCUUCUUCUCAGAACUACCCGAUCCUCUGGUACCGUACAAUAUGCAGAUUGAACUGGUGGAGGCCCACAAAAUUAAUGACCGAGAGCAGAAGCUACAUGCGCUCAAAGAGGUGCUGAAGAAAUUUCCCAAGGAGAACUAUGAGGUCUUCAAAUAUGUCAUCUUUCAUUUGAACAAGGUCAGUCACAACAACAGAGUGAAUCUGAUGACGAGCGAGAACCUCUCCAUCUGCUUCUGGCCCACCUUGAUGAGACCUGACUUCAGCACUAUGGACGCUCUCACUGCAACUCGCACCUAUCAGACAAUCAUUGAACUCUUCAUCCAGCAGUGCCCCUUCUUUUUCUACAAUCGACCAAUUAUCGAGCCCCCCAGUGCUACACCCAGUUCUCCGUCAGCGAUUCCUGCCAGCACACCUGUCUUAUCCAGCACACCUGUGAUGACUCAGCCGUCCCCACCACAGACUCCUCCUCCAUCACCACAGUCUCCUCUCCAGCCUCUUCUCCCACCCCAGCUUCAAGCGGAGCAGCACACACUGUGAACUGGUGUGGGAGAAAGGAGGUUUGGUCUUUUCUCACACAGCGUGGAGAUUGGAAAGAAAACCCAGGGUUCUGUUGUCCCCCUCUCUCUACCAUCCUGUUGCAAGCUACAGCUGUGUUGGCAGUCUGAGAAAGCAGGAACAAGUUGGGGCAUUGGGUGCACAUUUUGAGCGUUCCAGACUGGUGCCUGGGACUGGGUUGAAGAGGACAUUGGACCUUUCUCUUGUUUGUGGGGGUUGGGGGGGGGCACUUUUGAGUACUGAAUCUGUUCAAGUGUGAUUGGUUCUGAUCCAAGCCAACCUACGUUCAUGACAACACUACCGAGUUCAAUCUAGGGCUCUGAGAUCUAUUGCUUCUGUCCACUUGGCUGCUUGUACAGAACAUGUCCUUUGACUGGCUCUUCGCAGCACCCUCAGCCUGUGCAUGGGAAAGAUCCUGCCAGAGC